This is a messenger RNA of Lolium rigidum, 1659 nucleotides long. RefSeq names its product probable methyltransferase PMT17. Gene Ontology annotation, molecular function: methyltransferase activity. The record is from RefSeq and is a predicted model, not a curated record. The transcript has 5 exons. Gene Ontology annotation, cellular component: endosome; cytoplasm; trans-Golgi network. Lineage: Eukaryota; Viridiplantae; Streptophyta; Magnoliopsida; Poales; Poaceae. Bases 105 to 1097 code for a protein of 330 amino acids.
GCUCGCCCUGGAGCGCGGACUGCCCGCGAUGAUUGGAGCGCUCGGUGCUCGCAGGCUGCCGUAUCCGUCGAGGUCCUUCGACAUGGUGCACUGCGCAGACUGCCAUGUUUCAUGGGCUGCUCAUGCUGAUUCCAGAUGGACUGUACAUGCUGGAAAUUGACCGGCUUUUGAGACCUGGUGGGUAUUGGGUUAUGUCUGGUCCACCCAUCGGCUGGAAAUCACCCUGCAAGAACCUCAACCGGACAAUCAACAGCCUUGAUGAUGAGAAAUUAGCAAGGGAGGAUAUUGCAAGUAAGCUUUGUUGGGAGAUGGUGUCAGAUAAAGGUGCAGUUUCUGUUUGGAGAAAGCCUACUGAUCAUCUCCGCUGUGUCCAAGAAGUACAGUUGUGCACAGAAGAUAACCCAGAUAGCGCUUGGUAUGUAAAUAUUCCGAUGUGCAUAAGUCAGCUUCCAAGAGUUGAUCUUGGUGGUGAUAGCGCCCGUGACACCAUGGAGAAAUGGCCUCAAAGACUUGCUGCAGUGCCACCAAGGAUAGCAAAUGGGGGAAUAAAGGGCAUGUCUAUCCAGGCAUAUAAACAUGACUAUUCCAUUUGGAAGAGAAGAGUUGAAAUCUACGGGACAUAUUUGAAAGAUUUAUCUCGUAGGAGCUACAGAAAUGUCAUGGACAUGAAUGCUGGCUUUGGUGGCUUUGCUGCUGCUAUGUCGAAAUACCCUGUUUGGGUCAUGAAUGUGGUUCCUGCAAAUAUAACGGAAAACACUCUCGGUGUCAUCUAUGAGCGUGGACUGAUUGGGACAUAUAUGGACUGGUGUGAGGCUUUCUCUACUUAUCCACGUACGUAUGAUCUGAUACAUGCUAAUGGAGUAUUCAGCUUGUAUAUCGACAAGUGUGGCACCCUUGACAUACUGGUCGAGAUGGACCGCAUUCUCCGGCCAGGGGGCGCUGCAAUAAUUCGGGACACAGCUGAUGUUGUUCUGAAAGUGAAGGAGGCUGCUGAUCGGCUGCAAUGGCGCAGCUGGGUCGUCGAUGCGGAGGAUGGUGCCUCGGAUCCUCAGAAACUUCUCAUCGUGAAUAAUUCCCUCCCACUGCCAGGGAAGUAGAAAGAAGAACCAACAAUAUAUGGUAUCGGCUAAGAGUACCAUGAUGAUCUAAUUACCUGUACAGACUACAGACGAAGAGUCGAAGGCAAGGAUACAGUUAGCACAUACCUACGUGUCCAGAUAGGCAAAUAAUCCUGAUGGUGUAGAGUUUGUAGUAUAGAAUGCCAUCCAGCUCGACUCUGACAUUCUGUACAUAUAUCGAAUGUGUAUCAGAAUGACUGAACUAUAGUUGUGCAUGUUUCUGUAAGAGGUGGUGUAAAUAUAUUGGAGCCAGGAGUUGGUCACUGGUCAGAUCCAUUCUGGGUUUGCCUUGGUCUGCUCGCUAAGCAAUGUGUGGCGACCUAUGUUGUUGGAGAGAACAACGUUGUGAUUGGUUUCAUGAUCUAUGGACUCAUGGAGGAGUCUACAGCUAAUAAUCUGUGUGGCCCAGUGCAGAAGAGAGCUGUUGUUGACCCGCCUUGCCUGGUUCGUCCAAGUUCAGACUAAGGUUGCCCGAAGGGCUGGUUGUUACUUGUUAUAAUGUGAAUCUUUUAAUAAAGGUCGUGUGCAUCAUCACGAUACA